AUGCCUACUUCUUCCGACGCAGCGCCGGCCACCUGCAAGGUCGUGCUCUCUAAAAAUGUCGUUUCUAGCCUCCUUUCUGAGGUUCAGGAAGGAGUGAAGACGCUGGAGAAGCCCCCUCACCUGGUGGGAUUCUUGGCCAACAAUGAUCCUGCGGCACUUAUGUAUGCCCAGUGGACUGAAAAGACCUGCGAAGAAAAUGGCUUCCGCUAUUCUCUCCGUCAAGUCGAUCGCGAAGAGCUCGAGGAGGCUAUCCUGGCUGCCAAUGUCGACUCGGAUGUUGACGGCAUCAUUGUAUACUACCCCAUCUUCAACAACCGGCAAGACCAGUACUUGCAGCAGCUCGUCGAUGUAUCCAAGGAUGUAGAGGGUCUAAGCCAUCGCUACAUCUUCAACAUGUACCAGAACAUCCGAUUCCUCGACCCAGAGACCAAGCGACAGAAAUGUAUUCUCCCUUGCACACCCCUCGCCAUUAUCAAGAUUCUCGAGUACCUCAAAGUCUACAAUACGAUUUUGCCCUAUGGCAACCGUCUUUUUGGACACACUAUCUGUGUAGUGAACCGGUCGGAGGUUGUCGGUCGGCCGCUGGCGGCUUUGCUGGCUAACGAUGGAGCCUGCGUCUACAGUGUGGAUGUGACUGGUAUCCAAAAGUUCACUAGAGGUGAAGGUAUCAAAAAGCGGAGACACGAAGUCCACGACUUGGAAGGCAAGACACUGAAGGAUGUGGUGCCUUUGUGUGAUGUCGUCAUCUCUGGUGUUCCCGGGGACAAGUACAAGUUCGAUACCAGCCUCCUCAGAGAGGGUGCUGUGUGUCUUAACUUCUCCAGUGAGAAGAACUUCGGACCGGAAGUCAAGGAGAAAGCCUCUAUCUUUAUGCCUUCCACUGGAAAGGUGACAAUCGCCGUUCUCCUCAGAAACUUACUAAGACUCAUACAGAACCGGAGAGUGGAUGACGUGAAGCCUGCUGAAGCCACCGAGCGCCCAGGCACUCUGGAAGCUGCCACCUAG
Messenger RNA from Aspergillus oryzae RIB40, 1005 nucleotides. Its product is annotated as methylenetetrahydrofolate dehydrogenase (NAD(+)). Lineage: Eukaryota; Fungi; Ascomycota; Eurotiomycetes; Eurotiales; Aspergillaceae. Bases 1 to 1005 code for a protein of 334 amino acids. Gene Ontology annotation, molecular function: methylenetetrahydrofolate dehydrogenase (NADP+) activity; methylenetetrahydrofolate dehydrogenase (NAD+) activity. Gene Ontology annotation, biological process: purine nucleobase biosynthetic process. The transcript has 4 exons. Gene Ontology annotation, cellular component: cytosol. The record is from RefSeq and is a predicted model, not a curated record.